Messenger RNA from Gamsiella multidivaricata, 2141 nucleotides. RefSeq names its product aspartic peptidase domain-containing protein. Gene Ontology annotation, molecular function: aspartic-type endopeptidase activity. The transcript is spliced from 4 exons. Gene Ontology annotation, biological process: proteolysis. NCBI's taxonomy places the organism in Eukaryota, Fungi, Mortierellomycota, Mortierellomycetes, Mortierellales, Mortierellaceae. The coding region runs from base 81 to 1895 and encodes 604 amino acids. The record is from RefSeq and is a predicted model, not a curated record.
AUUCCACUCCAUAUCUCACGCAUGUUUUAGUUCGAGAAAUAUAUCACAUAUAAAAUUUUUAGGAACACAUUUACAGCGGCAUGAGACUGGUUCCCCUCACUAUAUCCUUCGGACCAGGUAUCCAUGCGGCCGGUAUCCAAUCACCAUGCGUCAAAUCACCCACUCCUGCUUCAUUCAUUCGUUCUCGUAGAACAGAGAUAGUCAUCAAUCUCGCACGCGCCCUUGGCAUCGUGUUAUCUGUCGUCGGCGUCACUAUGAUUGUCGUUUGGGUGGCUACGCCCGCUCGGAGAUUGUGGGGCAACUACCCAGAUCCAUCCACAACGCCUCCUGAACCCACCUUUCAGUCUUGUCACCACAACAAAUACGAGCUUCCGCCAACCAUCGAUCCACCCAUCCACCUCUCCGAUGGUCCCCAUACGCCAGAGGGUGCGCAAUUAUUUGAAGUGGAAAUGUCAACCAGUGAAGCGACAGCUACCAACAGCUUCAUUUGCGACGAAUCUUGUCAAAAUAAGAACUUGCUUGAUGCCCUGUCAAGAGUCGCCAUUUACAAGAAACGCUACUCCACGCGAUCCAAAAUAUUCUCAAUCGCCUUUGCCGAGGAGACACAUCUAGAGAAUGAGGAGCGCUCUCUCCGCGAGCGUACUGUCCAUUUUUUGAAACGGUCCAACAUCCACCCGGAGCGCGACGAUGCCUGGGAAAUGCUUCAGAAUAUGAAGGCAAAGAAGGACAGUCCCAAGAAGGAAGAGGAUCAGCACAAGGAACAGAAGGAUUACCGCAAGAAGAGGGGCAUACAAAACGAAAAAAAAGGUUUUAAAAAGGACGGCACAAAGCAUCACGAUAAUAGCGAGAAUAAGGGUAACAGAGGCAGUCCAACACAGGCAACGACCAACCAAUACAGAUACGAUCCUCAGGUGAUCAUCCAGCUCGAUACCAUUGGUACUGUCAGCGGCUACUACGGCAAAAUCCAGGUUGGUAACCCAAAGCAGACGUUCAAUGUCGUGUUCGAUACGGGUUCGAGUGACCUUUGGAUCCCAUCCUCCAAGUGCAUCGAAGAAGGGUGUCUCUCUCAUCAACGUUUCAAUGGCCAGAGCUCUUCCACCUACGCCAGCACGGUCCCUGUUCUUCCCUUCGAGAUCGAGUACGGUACUGGGAAAGUGACGGGUGUCGUCUCAGAGGACAUUCUUACCCUUGGAGGCAUCCGUAGCAAGGAGCCCAUUCGUUUUGCUGAAAGCCUGACAUCGAGCACUCUCUUUGGACGCGCUGUAUUUGAUGGCGUCUUUGGAUUGGCAUAUCAAGAGAUGAGCAGCUCUGGACAGCGACCACCGUUCUUGGCUAUGUUGGAGCAGCAUGUCAUCAAGAAGGGCAUGUUCGGAUUCUUCAUGGCUCGCGGCCGAGGCGAGCUCGCCUUGGGCGGAUACGAUUCAUUGAAGAUCGAGGAGGACAGUUUGAAGUGGUCCAAGGUCGUCAAGAAAGGUUACUGGGAGAUCAAUAUGGACAAGGUCAAGAGCGACAACACCGAUUUACUCAAGACUCCAGCCCAUGCCAUUGUCGACACUGGGACGACCCAGAUCAUCAUCCCCGUUGACCUUGCACGUCAUUUGCACUCCAAGUUCCUUCCUGGGGCUCGGCACAUCCACGACGGAAUAUACUCUGUGCCCUGCCACGGAAGGAACAUGCCCACGCUCCACAUCCAGAUUGCUGGAGAGGUUUAUGAGGUGCCUCCAAGUCUCUAUACGCUCCAAGAAAUCGCACCUGGCCGAUGCAUGAGCGGCUUUGCGGGCGAGGAGGUCGACGGUACCGCAUGGAUCCUAGGAGAUGUUUUCCUUCGCAGUGUUUACUCUGUCUAUGAUUUCGACAAUAACCGUAUUGGAUUUGGCAGACUUGCUUCCACCUAGAAGAUGGCCAGCUGUAUUCAGCAGAAACGCGCUCAUUUAUCGUCAUAUAUCCUCUGCAUAUUCCCCAAAGUCUUGCUUUCUUGCAAGCACCCUGUGUUUUGCACCCAUCAUAAAGACAUACUCGUGUACACAAUCAUCCACUCGCUUUAUCUAUCUGAGCGCCUUCGCUGCUUUUUUCUGAAUCCCUCCGUGGCUGCUUGGGAGCGCUUCAAUUCGCCAGCCUCUCGAAGAUCCACUCGUUUCUAC